AUGAUUGUCGCUUCACAUAUAACUCAACAACAGGGUAAAAUUGAUCCUGAAGAAAUAUUCGAACGACAUGAUCAUAUUGGUCGAGGAUCAUUUGGAGAAGUUUAUAAAGGUAUAAAUAAAAAAUCAUCUAAUGUUGUUGCAAUAAAAAUAAUCGAUUUGGAAAAAGCUGAAGAUGAAAUUGAAGAUAUUCAACAAGAAAUUCAAGUACUUUCUCAGUGUAAUUCACCAUAUAUAACAAAAUAUUUUGGUUCUUAUUUAAAAGGAACUAAAUUAUGGAUUGUUAUGGAAUAUCUCGGUGGUGGUUCAGCACUUGAUUUAAUGAAACCAGGUCCAUUUGAUGAACAGUAUAUAGCUAUAAUUUUACGUGAAGUCCUUAAAGGUCUUGAAUAUUUACAUUCGGAAAAAAAAAUUCAUCGUGAUAUUAAAGCUGCAAAUGUUCUUUUAUCAGAAAAUGGUGAUGUUAAAUUAGCUGAUUUUGGUGUUGCUAAACAAUUAACUGAUUCAAUUAAUAAAGGAAAUACAUUUGUUGGUACACCAUUUUGGAUGUCACCAGAAGUUAUUAUGCAACAUAAAUAUGAUUAUUCAGCAGAUAUUUGGUCACUUGGUAUAACAGCAAUUGAAUUAGCAAAAGGUGAACCACCAUAUUCUGAUUUACAUCCAAUGAGAGUUUUAUUACAAAUUCCAAAAAAUCCACCACCACAAUUAGUUGGAAAUUAUUCAAAAUUUUUUCGAGAAUUUGUUGAAGCUUGUUUACAAAAGAAUCCUGAACAUAGACCAACAGCUCAACAAUUACGUCGAUUAAAAUUUGUAUCAUUAAAUAAAUCAACUAGAUUUUUAGUUGAAUUAAUUGAACGUUAUAGACGAUGGAAAGAAAAUCAUAAAAAUGGUGCAGGAUCAGAUAGUGAAUCAAAUUCGGAUGAAGAAGCAUCAAAGGAUAAAACAUUUCGAUGGAAAUUUGAUGGUGAUGAUACAGUUAGAUUAUCAUCAGCAAAUGGAAUUUAUUCGUCUCCUGAAUCCAUUGAACUAAAUCCAAUAUUUAAAUCAAUAUUUGAUGAUCUUUCUAUUCGCUUUAAUAUUCCAACGACAAUAUCGAAUAAUAACUCAUCGAACGGUAUAAUACGUAAUACUCAAAAUGGUGUUGAAUUAUUUCAACAUUUACGUCGUAUAUUUGAAAAUGCUCAAAUACGUUAUCCAGGUUUUAGUGAUGAAUUUGUUCGAACAAUGCGUGAACAUAUUUCAAAAGUCAAUAAUCCAUCAUCAUCAUCUUCAGCGGCAACAUCAGCAGCAGCAGCAGCAACUAAAAAUACUUCAACAACUGAUGAUAAUAACAGUCAACUUAUAUCGGGUGUUGUUAAAUUGAGAAUUUAA
Molecule: messenger RNA, 1368 nt
Organism: Rotaria sp. Silwood2
Lineage: Eukaryota; Metazoa; Rotifera; Eurotatoria; Philodinida; Philodinidae
Source: the annotation of a GenBank genome assembly